AAUUUGACAAAAAAAGGAAUUUUCAUAAAAAGAUCACCAAACAUAUUUUUUUGGUCUCUGAAUUAUGUCAUAAUUAUUUUGCUAAUUGUGACAGAUAGCUGUGAAGUAAGAUCAGAGAGCUAACCCAGGACCCGGAGAAUAGUUAGAACCUAUCUCUGGGUACCAAAUCCUGGACCUGGAGCGAAACGAAACCUUCGAAUGCAGAAUCCACGACGAACUACGAUAGAAAAAAGUGGCGAAAUACUUCUUCCGUUUUUCUCAGUGAUCUGUGAUACUAUGAGAAAAGAAUCGAAGCAGACGAACUGAGCUGGACGAUUUACGAUUAACCUGGACGAUUUACGAUUAACCUGGACGAUUAGACGAAGAACCUGAAAAUGCCGGGCAGCGUAACUUUAAACGUUCCUAGUUCCUCCUACAGCGAUGAUGACGAUGGGAAGAGUGCUAUGGGAUACCAGCAAACCCUCAUGUAUGGAAGAUACAGUGAAGCUCUAGGAGAACAAAUAAAGGAAGAAGCUAAGCGUCAAAGAAUUCUAGAAAGAACCAGAAAGAAAGAAACAAGGAAGAGAAAACGAGAACUAAGAGGUUCAGGAGAAUGUGCGCGCGUUCUCACAUUUAUCUGGAAGCACACAUUUGCGCGCAUUGGGGAGGAUUGGGUGUUCCUCGCUAUGCUCGGGAUUAUUAUGGCGCUCGUCUCAUUCGUCAUGGACUACACGAUCUCAGUCUGUAACAAGGCCCGGCUGUGGCUUGUGAAAGAUUUAGUUUCACAUAUUGGACUCCAGUUUCUAGCCUGGACUUCGUUACCUGUUUUCCUAGUUUUGUUUAGUGCUGGAUUCGUACAUGUAGUUGCUCCUCAGGCAAUUGGUUCUGGUAUACCUGAAAUGAAAACUAUUCUAAGAGGUGUGGUUCUGAAGGAAUAUCUCACUUUUAGAACGUUCAUUGCCAAAACUGUCGGUCUGACUGCAACACUGGGUUCAGGGAUGCCAUUAGGGAAAGAAGGACCUUUCGUUCAUAUCGCCAGUAUUGUAGCUGCUCUGCUAGCCAAACUAUCCUCGUUCCAGGGUAUAUAUGGGAAUGAGUCCAGAAACAACGAGAUGUUAGCUGCAGCUUGUGCAGUGGGUGUGGCUUGCUGCUUUGGAUCUCCUAUAGGCGGAGUACUUUUUAGUAUAGAGGUAACUACAGUUUACUUUGCUGUCAGAAAUUACUGGAGAGGUUUCUUCGCCGCUGUUUGCGGAGCUGUCAUCUUCAGAUUAUUGUCGAUCUGGUUUGGAUAUGAAGAUACAUUUGUAGCAGUUUUCAGAACUGGGUUUCGGAUGGACUUCCCCUACGAUCCACAAGAGCUUAUCAUAUUUGCCCUCAUAGGGGUCUGCUGUGGAGUAGGUGGCGCUACCUACGUGUACAUACAUCGGCACUACGUACUGUGGAUGCGAGGGAACAAGCGCCUGACCAAGUUUCUGCAGAAAAACCGGUUUAUUUAUCCUUUCUUCAUUUCAUUCUUCAUUUCUUGUCUGACCUUUCCAGCUGGUCCAGGACUCUUUCAGGCGGCUGACAUCACGACUCAUCAGCAAAUAGAAAUUCUUUUCUCCAACUAUACCUGGACCAAGAGCCUGGAUGAGAUGACUGUGGAUGAGUAUGAUCAUGUUAAACACUGGAUGGAUCCAUACACCCAGAGUAUUUUUGUAAAUCUUUCCGUGUACAUUCUUUCUACGUUCUUCCUCUCCAUCCUUGCCAGUACUCUUCCAGUACCUACUGGAGUACUUAUACCAUCCUUCAAGAUUGGAGCUGCUUUUGGUCGCCUAAUAGGGGAGGGGAUGCACGUUUGGUUCCCCGAGGGAAUAAGAUACGGAUCUCAAAUAAGUCAGAUCAUUCCUGGCGGUUACGCAACCGUCGGAGCCGCCGCAUUCAGCGGUGCUGUGACGCAAACUAUAUCCAUCAGCGUCAUUGUGUUUGAGAUGACCGGUCAGGUGACGCAUUGCGUCCCUGUACUCAUAGCUGUGAUAAUAGCGGUAUUUGUUGCCAAGAACCUGGAGUUGAGCUGCUACGACAGUAUUAUCAAGAUCAAGAAGCUUCCUUAUCUUCCUGAUAUUAUUCCCAGCAGCUCAGGAGCUUACGAUGUAUUUGUCGAGAACUUCAUGGUGAAGGAUGUUAUGUACAUCUGGUACGGUAUGAAGUACAGUGAGCUGAAGCGUAUAUUGACCGAGGGGAGGAAGCUGAAGGGGUUCCCCCUGGUGGACAACGCAAAGCAGAUGAUCCUCCUGGGUUCAGUCCAGAGGCAUGAACUCAUCUCCGCGAUAGAGUUGCAUAUUUCUAAAGAAAGGAGGUUAGAAGAGGCCUCAAAGCGACGGAAAAGUGAGAUUAAGAGAAGACAGAGAGAGGAGAGGGAGAGAAGAGAGGAGGAAGCAAGAAGAUUGUUGGCUCUAGAAAAUGAAUCUGAUGAUGAUGAUACAGAGAAGGAGGCCGAAAUUGUGAAUACAACUCCCAAAGGACGGAGACCAAGCAGGUUUGCUGUCUCCACCGUCAAUGCUGAAGACAACUUGGAGAAGCUUAACCUUGACAUAGAUUCUCCUGCUCUUAAGGCGCUAGCAAUGCUGAGUACGAUGCCACGGAAAUCCAUUUUAAAGAAAACAAACGAAGCGAACAAUUUGACAAUUCAUGGAGUUGGUCGCUCGCAUUCACCCUUCUACUCUCCAUACGAGACUGUAUCCGGAGCUGAAAGAUGGAGAAACACUGUAACAACUAUGCAACAGAUGCUUCGGCGAGGUGGGCCAAUGGGCAGCAACCGUAGUUUUGAUUUCCAGUACAACCUGGAGGGGAAAAGGACUGUUUCCCGGCCUGAUCUGACCCUGGAGGAGCAGAGGGAGUGGGAAAAGCAGGAGAUGGAAAAACCGGUCAACUUUGCCGAGAUCAGGAUUGAUCCAGCUCCAUUCCAGCUCGUGGAGAAGAGUAAUCUACUCAAGGUUCACUCGUUGUUCAGUAUGCUUGGUGUCAAUAUCGCCUACGUCACGGCCAUCGGUCGACUAAUCGGUGUUGUUGGUCUCAAGGAACUAAGGGAAGCCAUUGAAGGCACCAAUGCCGGAAAGAAGCCAGAGGAAGCGGUUCAGCCGGAAGACGAAGAAACCGGUUCCGCACCGCCACUGCCUGCGAUUGCCCAGCCAGUCGCCGAAUCUGUUGACGUGAAGACUUUUGAGAAUGAGAAAGGCGAUGGAGUGGAGAAGGAAGAGAAAGAGGUUAAGGAGGAUAAGAGUGAUGAGAAAGAUACUGAGGAUGAAGAAGUUGUGAAACUGUUGUCCAGAUGACCUAGAAUCAAUGUAUCUUAAUCACGUUGGAUUUAAAAAAAAAAUUUAUUUUAAAAGCCUCAUCUGUGUUUUCAUGCAUGUAAAGAGAACAUGAAUAAUUGUUCACCAAUCUCGUGUUGGAUAAAAAUUAUGAACUUAAAGAUGAUCGGGAUAAAAAUGUUCAUUUUCAGACUAAAUAUGACUUUAACUCCAGAAUAAAAUACUCAUACUAAGCACAAAAUUUGUUACACGAUAAACUUAAUUUAGAAAAUCAAAAUUUCCUCAAUUUUUAAUAUUGUAAAUUCUUUAUCUUUUCUCUUAAAUUCAUCUUUUAAUACUAAAUACAACAUGUACAUUUUUCAAAUUUAAUAUUGUUAAUUUUACGAACAUUAAUACGCUGUAAAGAUAAUUGUUCUAAUUUCAAGGACAAUUCCAGUGAAAAAAAAUUAAAUCAAUUCAUUGAAAUAUGCGAUUUAAUAAGUUUACACGGAAAAGAUGAUAUUUUUUGUACCAAUACAUUUUAUAAUGACUGCUGCUUGAAAAUCCUAAAUCUAUGGCAUUUUUUGAUAAUUAUUGUAAACUUCAAAGACUUAUCUUAUUCCCAAUCUCCAAUCUCAUUUAACCCAUGUAAGAUCAUGAAACAUAAUUACCCUAUUAGCCAUGAAAGAUAUUUUACUAAGAAUGUAUAGUCUUGAUGUACCGAAACCGUGCAAGAUAAAGCCUCAUGACUGUACUGGUUGAGCAAAUAUCAAAACAUGAAAGAUAUUUUACUAAGAUUGUAUAGUCUUGAUGUACCGAAACCGUGCAAGAUAAAGCCUCAUGAUUGUACUGGUUGAGCAAAUAUCAAAACAUUCCAAUUCCAGUUUUUAUUUAAUAUUUUGUCAAGACGAUCAUUAAUCAAGUUCAUUAAUGUACCAUAUAUUCCUAAACAUUGUACUGUUGUUGUAAACAAGGAGAAUUAUAUAACGAAGGAAAGAGGGAUAGGUUUAGUGUGUACACAUUUUAUAAUGACGGUUAGGGGCUGCAAGGUCAAAACAAUAAUUGCGAUCAAAGACAGCAAUUGUUUAGAAAUAUUGAUUAAGUAUUUACCCCUAUCUCUCGUUCCUUUAGUCUACUUUUAUUGAUUGUAAACAUAUGCCCCAUCACUUUCCUCAUGUAACUUGUGAAUUUUCAUUAAUUUAAAGGGAGUGUUAACGAAAUCAUUAAACAGAGAUAUACUCAAAAUUAUCUUGACAGUCCAUUUAGCCAUAAAAAGAUAAAGGGUAGAAAUUUUAGUUAAUAUUUUUUGACAAAUAAUUUGUUAACACCAAGAAAUUACUAAAUAUUUUCUCAAUUAGAUUUAACAUGAAUUUAGUGCUAUUAAAUGAAGCAAAUGUCUACGUGUUGAGGUCAUGUUUUGUAAAUAGUAUUUUGGACAAAACUGAAAAUUAUUAUAUGGUCCCACCCCCUCUGUGACUAUAACUGUGAUGAAUGUAUAAUAUGAACAAGAUACGCACAAUCGUACGCUUUGAAUUUCAACUGAUAAUUUUGUUAAACAUUUCUACGAUAGGAUAAAAUUAUAUGUUUACAAUAGUUAUUAAAUAGAUUGUUAUCAAGUAUUUAUCCAAUAAAUGGGACAAAACCGUU
Eurytemora carolleeae is the source of this 4898-nucleotide messenger RNA. RefSeq names its product chloride channel protein 2 (gene ClC-a). Gene Ontology annotation, molecular function: voltage-gated chloride channel activity. Gene Ontology annotation, cellular component: membrane. The transcript has 25 exons. Bases 375 to 3293 code for a protein of 972 amino acids. Gene Ontology annotation, biological process: transmembrane transport; chloride transport. NCBI's taxonomy places the organism in Eukaryota, Metazoa, Arthropoda, Copepoda, Calanoida, Temoridae. The record is from RefSeq and is a predicted model, not a curated record.